This is a messenger RNA of Drosophila kikkawai, 3704 nucleotides long. RefSeq names its product eIF4E-Transporter (gene 4E-T). Lineage: Eukaryota; Metazoa; Arthropoda; Insecta; Diptera; Drosophilidae. Gene Ontology annotation, cellular component: cytoplasm; nucleus. Gene Ontology annotation, biological process: negative regulation of translation. The record is from RefSeq and is a predicted model, not a curated record. Gene Ontology annotation, molecular function: mRNA binding.
UCAGUGUAGCCUGUCGAUAAAUUCUUAUCGUCAGAGCCCAUACCGUCUUAUCGUGAUUUUCAUAAAUUUUAUUUGAGACUAUAGGGAGAUACCGAAACUUGUUUAUAACGUAUAUAUUGUUAUUUUGUUCCUAAAAGCGUAAAGAUUUAAAUGGAAACCGGUAUAUUAUAAUAAAAUUAUGUUAACCUAAGUAAAGAACUAAAGUUGGUAUAAUCAUUUGAAACAUAUACAUACGUACAUUUGUAUUGCACAUAUAUAUGGAAAUCAACAUUUAAAAUGGAAGCAAGAAGACAAAAUGUAAAGUACUCGAGGACAGAUCUAUUAUCUCUGCGCUAUGAAAGUAAAAGUCGACAACGUCCGCAAUGCUCAAAUCGCGUCGAGCUGCAGACACUGAAUUUUUGGAAGGUGAAUUUGAAUGCAGUAGCAGCAUCUUCGUCGUCAAGUUUGGCCAGCUGCAGUAAUUAUGCAAAUCAAGGUAAGAAUAGGCUAUCACCGGAGACGGAUAACUCGAGUUUAAAUAGUUCGAAUAAUGGCUCAAUAAGUUCGCGACGUGCGAUGCGAAAUCGUGAGCGAGCGAAUAACUAUUAUCAACGUUUUGUACCGAGCGUCGGCGGUGAUCCUUUCCCGAUUUGUGGCGAAGAAAAGGAGAAAUCAUUUAAAUCCCCGCCAAUCAUCGAUCAUCGGAGCAUAUCAUCAUCGCAUUUAAUGCCAGCAUUUGCCAAGCGGCGUUUGGCGGCUGUUAAUGGUGGAAAUGGCAAUGGAACUGAGGCAACGCAAAACACAUGUGAUGAUGUACAUGGUCCAGAAUUAACGGAUCGUAUUGCAAGUCCUCAGCAUAUAAAAAUCAGUACCAUCACCGAAACGGGCUCGCCUCAAAGCUGGAAAGUAAGUGGUUCUGAUUUAGAAAAUUCAGAAAGAGCAGAAACAGAGAGACGCUUACACUAUGUUCAAUUGGAUCCUCAAGUUCCGCAAUGUUCAUCUCCAACAUUUUCAUCGAGUAGGCUUGAAAGGCAGCGCAUUGGCAGCGGUCGUUUAUUGGUAAACUCAUGGGAAUAUAAUAAGAGCGAGGAGUCAAAGGAGAGCAACCUGGAUAUAGAGAAAGAAACUUCUUUUAAUGGGAACAAUCGUCAUCGCACUUAUAGUGGACGCCUUACUGAAAACAUAGAUCGUCGUUUUCAAUAUGAUAACAACAAAAGGCACACGGAUAAUAGGCCAAACAUAGUCAGUAAUCGUCGUGGGAAUAACAAAGAAGCUCUCAACAGCCGCGGCAAACGUUUAAAUACUUAUCAUCGUGAUCGAAAUGAGGAGCCCGAAUGGUUCAGUUCUGGGCCAACUUCGCAGUUGGAAACUAUAGACUUGCACGGUUUUGAUGAGUUCGAAAAUAAUGAAAAUGAUAACAAGGAUGGUGAGGUAGAAAUUGAAAACAAAAUAAAAACAUCUGAAAAUAAUAAGGAUAAAACUAGUGCUGCAAUGAGAGUAAAUAAAGCCUGUUCUGGAGAAGAUAAAAAUGAUACCACGGAAAAGCCAAAUAAAAAUCAGUCCAAUUCAGACACUCAAUUCAAUUUUGAUGCUUUCUUGAAUAUGCAUCCUUUGGAUUCCACACUUAUUACUAAUGAUGGGGAAAUUGGCAAAGGCGAAAUAAAAGGUACAUCACGUUUUAGCAGAUGGUUUCGUGGUAAAGAUGUUACGAAUAAUACCGAGCCUGCAUCGUCCUAUCAAGAGCCGUUGCAUGUUCAAGAAAAACAUGACAUUCCCAGUGUUAAAGAUUUAGAAGCACAAAUGACUAAAGUCGAAAUGCGUCCAUCUGACUUUCAAAGGGCUGCUCCUGUUUCCUUUUCUCAGAUAAUGCCAGUGCAAAAGCCAGUUGCUAGGGAUACAGAGGCAUUCAAAAAACUUCUUCAACAAUUGGGGGGCUCCCAAAUUCAGCCUCCAGUCAGACAGCAACCCUUAAAUCAUUGUACAAAUGAUGGUUCUUUUCAUUUAAUUAACAACUUAAGUCCUAAGUUGCCGAUAGAACCAAUUCGGAAAACUGAUCAUAGAAUACCACAACAACUGCACCUGCUAAACAUGAAUACACCUAAUAGUACUGCCCACGAGUUUGAAUAUAAGCGCAUGGAAAUGCAACAACUUCUGCAAAACCUUAAUCGUGGCGAUAUUUCUGUAGAAGUAUUGGAAAAGGAUUUACAUAACCCCAAUACGCCACUACACUCUAAGGACAUGAUUGUUUCAGUUAUUCGUGAAUAUACGCAACACACUAAAAGGAAUCUAGCAGCAGCUGUACAGAGCGAUCCUCAUUUAGUAGUCUCUCAUCAUUCAGCGUUUGCACAACAUGAUGAUUUAAUUCACCUAAACCCGACCAAUCAUCAUGGAAUUAAUCAGCAGCUUAACAGUGCGCACAGCCACGGCCACAACAAUUCACAAACUACCUUGGCUUUUACCCCCACAUCAGUGUUAAGGAAAAUGACUGCAGACAAAGAUACAACACCUUCGCAAAUACAGAACUCAUCUCAGAAUCAGCAUCUUAAUGAGCACUAUCAAUUGAAUCCACAACAUGUCAAGCAACAAGAGCCACCAACUAUGACAGUGCAACAACAACAUCCACGAAUGAUAUUGGGUGGCGGUGGUAACUUUGCUCUUGGUCCAAAUCCACAGCAAAUGUCACCAACUUUACAACAGCAAUGUCGCAGCAAUCAAAAUCAAAUAAAAUGGAAUUCCGGUGUUACCAAUAUACACAUGAUGCCUGGAAAGGCAUUUGGACGCCCCAUACUUAAAGGAGGCCCCAAUUCAAUGCCGCAAAUUCAAAUUCCGGCAGUCGUUUCUUUAAACCAAAAAAUAGAGUUACAACAGCAUCUUCAGCAGCAGCAACAGCAUCACCAACAGAUGCAGCAGCAACAACUUCGCUUUAAGACUUCAGUAGAAUCAAAUUUAAAUACAGAAAGCUUGCAUCAAAAUAUAAGUUUUCCUGAUGGGUUCCCUCAGAAUAAUUUCCAGCAGCAGCAAAAUCUCUUGAUGCAUCACCAGCAGCAGCGACAACCUCUUCGACCUCGAGUGAUUUAUGGCGAUCUGCAACAGCAGCAGCCGCAUCAUCAUCAAUCGAAUUUCCCAAUGACUUCGACACCUUUAUUAGCUGGUGGCUUUCAUGAUCUUUGCGGCGACUCCGGAAAUGUAGUUAAGAGUACUAGCUACGACAGAGAUGAUCGGAUGCCAACGCAAUCACCUCCAACCAAUAAUCAAUUGGCGCAAUGGUUCUCGCCAGAGCUCCUGGCCAAAGCCUCAGCCGGAAAGCUUCCUCAUUUGAAUCAAAACCAAGCGCUUAGUUUAGAAGAAUUUGAACGUAGCAUUCAACAUUCCUCAGCUGUACACAAUUAAAAUAAAUUCAUCAAACGGCAACAUAAAUUAAAACAAUGCUAUUAAUUACAACAAAAAAAAAAAAAAAGAAAAAAUUAAAAAAUUAGUUCAUAUAUAGCGUUCAGAUUUUUUAUUACUUUUUUGUGAAUAUUAGCAAAACGAAAGAAGUAAUCCGUGUGUAUUGUAUAUUCAUAUAAGAAAAUUUGUUUAAAAUGCAUUUUUUGGGGUUACGCCAGUUUCUAGUAUAUAAUAUAUACAUAUACCCAUAACAUAAUUUAGUUGGUCGAUAUUGUAAAGUAAUUAUUAUAUAUGUAAAUAACAUAUUUCAAAAGAAAAAUAAAAUAAGUUAAGAAUGA